This is a messenger RNA of Micropterus salmoides (largemouth bass), 5537 nucleotides long. RefSeq names its product fucosyltransferase 7 (alpha (1,3) fucosyltransferase) (gene fut7). Gene Ontology annotation, cellular component: membrane. Gene Ontology annotation, molecular function: alpha-(1->3)-fucosyltransferase activity. The transcript is spliced from 3 exons. The coding region runs from base 441 to 1511 and encodes 356 amino acids. The record is from RefSeq and is a predicted model, not a curated record. NCBI's taxonomy places the organism in Eukaryota, Metazoa, Chordata, Actinopteri, Centrarchiformes, Centrarchidae.
ACGCUCAGUUGUUCUUGUAGAGGGUUGCCAACGAGAUGAAGAAGCAGAGUAGCAUCCUAUUUACUAGAAAGCAAGAACUGAAGAGGAUAUGGAACAUCAGAGAGGGUGGGUGCAUGUACUGUGAUGCUGAGCUCAAAUUAUUUUACACUAUCUUUCAGAGAACCACACCUCAGCUUCCUUAAAAGGGACUGUGGUUUUUUAAAACUUCAAGCUCAUCAUCACGUCCCCACCAGCAGCAACCAAAAAUAGUAUUGGUGGUGACUCAGAACGGAGAACAAAGCACUCAUCUUUUGAUCAAAAAAAAGACUCUUCCACAAGUUUCUCUUGAGUUGUGGUUGAGCAGAAACAUGUCCUGGCCUUUGAUUUGAGUGAUUGGUGGUGAGUCCUCUUCAUACUGGGUGUCUGAGUUGGAGUACCCGAUAGUUUGCCACAACGCUAAAAUGUCUGUACUCAGCUCAAUGAAGAAGGGCCUCCUCCUCUGCCUUUUUUUUGUUUUUUCGCUGUGUCUUCUCAGUGCAUGGCCAAGAGGAUUCCAGGCCCUGACAGCCAUAAAUCCCUCCACCGUCUAUAACUGGAGGAGCAGUAGAAAUGUGACCAUCCUGCUGUGGUACUGGCCCUUUGGCAGGUCAUUCAGCCUGAAGGGUGACGUGUGCUGGGACCUCUACCGCAUCCCUCGCUGUAGACUGGUGGACCAGCGCUCCUUGUUCCCCUCAGCUGAUGUGGUGGUCUUCCACAGCAGAGAGCUGGUGCAGGGCCAACAAAAGCUGCCCUUUGACCUUCCACGGCCGCAAGGCCAGAGGUGGGCCUGGAUGUCCCUGGAGGCCCCUGUUUACAAUGGAAACUUGGAGCAAUAUGCAAAUAUAUUCAACAUGACCAUAACUUACAGGAGGGAUGCUGAUGUCACUGUACCAUACGGUGAACUGCUACCAAAGGAGGCUGAAGGACAUUUGGUCGAAAACACCCCUCUGAAUAAGAGCUCUCUGGUCUGUUGGGUGGUCAGCAACUACAGGAGCCACCACAAGAGAAGCCAAGUGUACCAUGAGCUCAUUGCCACAGUUCCUGUGAGGGUUUAUGGUCACUGGACAAGGACACCCCUCUCCUCUAGAGCCCUCUUGCCAACAAUCUCUCACUGCUACUUCUAUUUGGCUUUUGAAAACUCAAUCAGCAAAGAUUACAUCACAGAGAAGCUGUGGAGGAAUGCUUACCAAGGUGGGGCAGUGCCUGUUGUCUUGGGAGCGCCAUUACCUGAUUACAAAGCUGUGGCUCCACCAAAUUCUUUCAUCCAUGUUGAUGAGUUUGCAUCAAUAAAAGACUUAGGAAAGUUUCUACAACAGCUUGCAGAGGAUGAAAAACGCUACCGGGAAUAUUUUACCUGGAAACAUCAGUGGAAGGUAAAGCUGUACACAGACUGGAGGGAGAGACUGUGUAAGAUCUGCUCACAGUACAACAGUUUACCUCAGCAAAAAGUUUACACAGACCUAAAGGCCUGGGUCAAGGUUAAUAAUACUUGAGCUUGCACAUUUGAAUAAUUCAUUAAUUUCUCUGAACUUGCAAAUAUUGACACAUUUCUGACAAAUUAGCAGACAACAUGACCUACUGUUUUGCAUCAGUAUAUAUUUACUUUUUUUUGUCUUAUGUUAUUUGUAAUACAUUCUUUCAGAGUGUGUUCUCUUUUUAUGUUAGGGCUGUGAAAAAUCUGAAGUUUAAUUUAUUCAUUGAGGAAAACGGUCCAACAUUGCAUAUCUGUGAGUGGCAAAAGUAUGUGAACUUCUAGGAUAAGCAGUUAGUUGUGAUUAGAGUCAAGUGUUUUCAAUCAAUGGGAUGACAAUCAGAUGUGAGGAGACACUCUGUUUUACUUAAAGAACAGGGAACAGAAUUUCAGAAAACGAGUUGUUGGUGCUGUGGAGGAGGUUACAAAAACAUCUCCAAAGAGUUUGGACUGCACCAAUCCACAGUCAGACAGACUGUAUACAAAUAAAGGAAAUUGAAGACCAUUGCUAACUUCCCUAGGAGUGGUCGACCAACAAUUAUCAUUUCAAGAACAAGACGUGUAAUAGUCCACAAGGUCACAAAGGAACCCAUGGUUACUUCUAAGCAACUAAAGGCCUCUCUCACGUUAAUGUCAAUGUUCAAGAGUCAGAAGAAUACUAAAUGACAAUAGCAUGCAUGGCAGGGUUGCAAGGAGAAAGCCAUACCUCUCCCAAAGGAACAUUGCUAGAAGUCUGAUCAAGAUCACAUGGACAAGCCAGAAGACCAUUAGAAAAAUGUUUUGUGGACAAGACCAAAAGUAGAACUUUGUGGUUUAAAUGAAAGGCGUUAUGUUUGGUGAAAUCAACAUUAAUAGAACAAUGAAUUCUGAAUUUUUACCAGUGAUUUUUAAAAGGUAAAUAUCAGUCGUUCCAUAGAAUUGUUAAAGAAUAAAGUGAAUGUUUUGGAAUAGCUAAUUCAAAGACUUCCAAGUCAGUUACUGGAAAUGUUUAGUUUUAGUUAUACCUCCACAGGGGUGUCACAUCCUGAAAGCAAAAGUUCACAGAUGCAAUAUUGGAUCAUUUUUCUUAAUGAAUAAAUGACCAAGUAUGACAUUUUUGCCUUUUUUGUUAAAUCUCUUGAUCUAGUUUUUAAACUUGUGUGAAUUGCAUGAUGGUGUUUUAGGUAAUUUAUGCAGAAAUAUAGAAAAAAUUCUAAAGGGUUCACAAACUUCCAGCCCCUACAGUAAAUGCUCACAAAUAAGAUGCUUUAACUAAUAACUACAUUAAAAACAAUGACCAAGUGAGUUAAAUUCCUAGCACUUUAUAGCAAACACCUGACUUCUCUAGGGUUAAAAGAAUAAUGAGGCAUUUAGGAAAUAUAUUGUUUUGUUGCCUAGAGUUAGAUGAGAAGAUUGACACCACCGCACUAUAAAUUAAAAAAACUGCAGCUGGCUGCACACACACUGACAGGAAACUCUCUGUAAGAAAGCAAAUAAGUGCAUUGCCCAAAAUGUUGAACAAUUCUUUUAAAUUUAACUCACCACAGCAUAUAACACUGUGUACUUUGAGGGCACCAAGGCCCAUACUGUGCAAUAACUUCUAGGCUUAAACGCAUGUACUGUAACAGCACCUGACAACAUACAAUGUCGCAAAGGUUACUGUAAAUAGUGACAGUCCCUGGUGUAAUUUUUAUUAAUUACUGCACAAUCAUUAAUAUUUAAUGUAAACACUGUGGUGGGGGCCUUUACAUCACAGAAAACUUUAAAAAGUAGUUUGAACUGAACACAAAUGCUGCAAUUGGUUCCAUGUCCAAUGCUUUAAGAAGUUUAUCCUCCGUAAAAUGUAAAAACAUAAAAAAUAUUUGACCAAUAAAAGUAAAAUAGUAGUUUAAAGGUCUUCUCUUCUACCAAAGGGAGAAUGCCUCAAGCUUGAAACGUGACUACUCAAAAUUCUCAACCUGUCUUUCUCCAUCUGGCCAUCUAAUCAUCCCUCGUAGUAAAUGGCUCAAUGUUUCCCUCCCUCUCGCUGAUGUGUGGUGAGCGUUCUGGCGCUAAAUGGCUGCCGUGCAUCACCCAGGUGGGUGCUACACAUUGGUGGUGGUUGAGGUGAGCCCCCCCCCCCAACUUCACUGCAAAGCGCUUUGAGUUUCAAUGAUCAAGCGCUAUAUAAAUGUAAUGCAUUAUUACUCCAACUCUGGACUGUUGCAAUUGUAGUGUCAAUGCUGAUUGAAAUGAAACUCAUUGGAAAAAAGUCAUAUCCUCAAAGUAAGCAUUUUUAUAUUUUCAUAAUGUUCAAAUGGUAGGCAGGGUGAUGUGAUGCCAUUUUAAAAAGCACUAGUCUUUUUGGAGUGUGGUUUGUUCCUUGACUUCUGGUGAUUUCAUGUCCUUAUUGUCAAAAACCAUGGUUUAUUUGAGAGAAGUCAAUGCUUAAGUUCCUAAAACCUGUGUUAAACAUUUCCAUUUACAGUAAGCAAUGCAGAUUGGUGAUGUGACUUAAUCAUUUCAGUUCUUCUGUCAAUGUAUAAUCAAAGGAAUAUUUGGUUGUAAUUCAAGAUGUGGGACUAGUAGCAGGGUGGUUAUUAAAUUGCACAACAAGAGCAUUUGUUUUUUCCCCCCCAGACUGUUCAGCAUUGUCACUUUUACUUAAUUACUAGAUUGCAGAGAAAUUGAAGGUUUAGGGCAACUUGACUGAACACAUUUUAGUGUAGCUAACAUGUCAAUAAAUUAGAAUUUAACAGCAUUUAAAAAUCUACUGGUUACAGUCCAAGUUAUGAUUGUAUUCUCACGUUGGUAAAUAUUUAGGGUAGUCAAGCUAUUCAUGUAUCAAGAUAUUUUUACCAUUAACACUGGGUUACUCGAUUGUUUUAAUGUUUUCCUGACAGCUUAUCAAGUGUAGUCUUAAAUCAUGGUCACCUAUGAGGGAUUUCCAAGUCAUGAGGAGUGACUAAAUUACAUUUAAUGGCUUCAUUUCUUAAACUUAAAUCAUUGAGUAAAAAUAAAAACUUAAAGACCAAAACGAGAAAUACUCCAUGAGCACCGACACUUAGUAUCAAGUGUUAUUUCAUAAACUUUAUAAUAAUAAAAAAAAUUACAAUGAAAACAGAGGUAUUGAAAUACAAUAUGGCUGGUGUGGCUUCAACAUUGACAGCAUAAUUGAGUCAAGUUGGACUUAAUUCUCACUACCAUUCACCUGAGACAUUGAGAAUAUAUUGACAUUGUGCAAGUAGCAGAAUUAACAGCUAAGAAACCUGUGAGUAACAAAUCAAUCUUCACAUUCUCUCAAAAUAUUGCUAAAGAUGUCAAUGACAACCACCAUAGGGCAAAAGUCUGGGCUUGGUAUACAAACUGACAUAUUUGUAUAAAAAAAAUUAAACAUUACAAAACAACUUUGUGCAAAAUCAAUAGGGGGGGGGAUGCCUCUGAACGAGAAUGCUUUUCACUUCAAAUGAAAUCCUUUAGUUGCUCUGUUCAGAUGGGACAGAAGUAUUGCACAAACACUGACCAAACUGUCAAAGAUGAAUUUUGUUUAAGAAGCAACCCAUACACUGCAAUUAAUUUGAUAACCCAGAUCCGUCCUCAUCUGUUCCACAGAAAACCUACCCACGAUUUAGCACUCUACAAAAGAACCAUAUACUGUAGCAUCACAUCUCACUGAAAUAACUUACUAUGCAUUAUCCAAGAAAGGGAAGGGGGUGGGGGGCACAUUCAGCAACAUUUAGUUAAAAGUUUUCUUGAAGUCAAAGCAGUUGCUGGUGUUGAGUUGCAGGGUCAUGUAAGAGGAUGUGGCAUGUGGCAGUUCAUGAAGUUUCACCACUUCCAUCUCACUGCUGCAGUCAGCAGAAGAGCCUCCACACUUUGAGUGUUUUUAAAUCACAUGAUCCACCAAUAUGAUUGGUCGAUCUGGUCACUGGGUGUAGAGGCUCCUCUUCAGCAUGAUUUGGGGUUGGACAGAGAGGGCUUUGGGAAGGCAGUCUGUGGUUCUGGGAAGGACUACCUGAGCUUGUUUAUCCAGUCAGGUGACUAACCAGUCCGUGGUGCAGGGCUUGUUUCAGGACGUCGGGUCGAUGAA